AUCCACAAGCCACUGCCAUACCGACCCUUCUUACUAUUGCAUCUCCAUUAUCACAAAUGGCAUACCCACCACCUCCCGUACCACCACCAAUGCCACCACACCUAGCCCAUGCCCUUCAAAUCCCCAACCCCUCACCAUCAUCAACACCACAACCUACUCCUGCAACAACAACAAAACGCCCCUUCCACCCAAGCACGCUAUUCUUCUACGGCACCCUCCAAGACCCCCUAGUGCUCCAAUCAAUCCUCAACCUACCCAGCCCACCAACAAUGCGAAAAGCCAGUCUAGUGCAUCCAGAGGAAGAAAACAUUAGUGUGAGGAUGUGGGGUAUAUACCCUGCUCUUGUUAUUCCAGCAGCGACUAUUGUAUCGGGAACAGUUUGGCACUGCUCUUCCGCCGCACAUUUCGCGCGCCUGGAAGAGUACGAAACGAACGCGUAUACGUGGUGUGAAUGCGCUGUUACGCUAGAUGUAGACAUCAAUGUCGAUGUCGAUGUCAAUAGCGGGGAAGAAGUAUUAAGGGGGUGCCGGACGUUUUGUUGGGCUGGAGAUGCAGAGAGUAAGGAAUUAGAGGAGGGAGUGUUUGAUUUGGAGAGGUGGCAGAGGAAUUUCAGGGGGUCUAUUGUGAGGGGCCGGUGA
Molecule: messenger RNA, 638 nt
Organism: Cucurbitaria berberidis CBS 394.84
Lineage: Eukaryota; Fungi; Ascomycota; Dothideomycetes; Pleosporales; Cucurbitariaceae
Exons: 2
Coding region: 57-638 (193 amino acids)
Source: RefSeq, a predicted model, not a curated record